AUGUCGGGUAUCACUGUCCAGUCGCGGCCCAAGCAGCCCUACGUGGCGGUGCCCUGUCCCUACACCGACUGCCGCUCCUCGAUCGAGUACCUUCCACCUUCGCCGUCCGAACUAGCCGCUCUUCCCCCGUCCGAGACGUCGUUCAAGGUGACAUGCUGCAAGUGCAACAAGAACUUCGAGCCGCCAGGGGCGCCCAAGCUGGUCCGCGAAGCCAGAAAGAGCGGCGGCAAAGAGGGCGGACAGGUGCGCAAACGCAGAAUAGGCACCGACGACAACCCGCUCGACAUGGCCUACUACGACACCCUCGGCGUACCCGCCACCGCAACCCUCGACGAGAUUAAAAAGGCCUACCGCAAGCUCGCCAUCAAGCUCCAUCCGGACAAGAAUCCAAACGAUCCAGAGGGAGAGGAAAAGUUCAAGGCCCUCGCCACCGCCUACCACGUCCUCUCGGACCCCGAGCUGCGACACAAGUACAACGAGUUUGGCGCAUCGACCCCCGGCCUCACACCCGAGGACGGCUUCGUCGACCCAGAAGAAGUCUUUGGUAGCCUCUUUGGCGGCGAGCGCUUCGCCGACAUCAUCGGCACCAUCAGCAUCGGCAAGGACAUGAAGGAGGCACUCCAGCAGGAUUCGGAAGAGCUCGAGAAACAGGCCAACGGCGAGGGCGGCAGCAGCGAGUCCGCCGACGGCAAGGACAAGGUGCAGCUGACGCCCGAGCAGAAGGCGGCCAAGGAGGAAAGGGAAAAGAAGCAGGCCGAGGAACGGGCAAAGCAGCGCGAGGAGCGCGUGUCGCAGCUGGCCGACAAGCUGAUCCGCAAGCUGAGCAUCUUCACCGAAAGCGUUCGCAACGCCGGCGACGAGAAGCUCGAGCGCGAGGUGGCCGCCAGCUUCCGCGAGAUUACGCGCAUCGAGGCCGAGGAGCUGAAAAAGGAGAGUUACGGCGUCGAGCUGCUCCACGCCGUCGGCUUCGUCUACUCGGCCAAGUCCAAGCACUACCUCGCCAGCACCGGCAUGCUGUGGGGCAUCGGCGGCAUGUUUCACUCCGCCGCCAACUCGAUCCACGUGGUGCGCGAGACAGUCUCGACGGUGCGUGCCGCGCUCGAGCUCAAGUCGGUCUUCGAGGAGCUGGCCAAAGCCGAGGAGCAGGGCAUCACCGAGGAGCGUAAGCGGCAGCUCGAGGAAGCCGCCGCCGAAAAGGGCAUGCGCGCCCUCUUCAAGGGCGCCAAACUCGAAGUCGAGAGCGUCAUACGUGACGUGGCGGAGCGCGUUCUCUACGAUGCCAACGUUGGCAAGGAGACACAGCGGCUGCGCGCCACGGCGCUCGGCAUCGUAGGCGAAGUCUACGCCAGCGUCAAGAAGGACGAAGACGCUGCCAACAACAACAGUGACCCGGCGUCGGCGGCCGACGAAUUCGUCAAGGUCGAGACCAAGGCCAGCAAGGAGAGGGAGGCGGCGGCGGCAGCCACAGCGGCCGGUGCAGCGGCCGGCAAUGGCGGUAGCGGCAACGCGGACUCGAGACCACCGAAGCGGGAUGUUCCAGCGCCACCGCCGUGGACAGCGAGCGGUUCGCCGUCGUCGCAGGCAAACGCCGGCGAGCAGCCAUACGAGGCGUACAAGCGGCAUUCCAGGUCAUCACAGAAGGCAGCCUUUGGCUGA
Molecule: messenger RNA, 1656 nt
Organism: Pseudozyma flocculosa PF-1
Lineage: Eukaryota; Fungi; Basidiomycota; Ustilaginomycetes; Ustilaginales; Ustilaginaceae
Exons: 2
Coding region: 1-1656 (551 amino acids)
Source: RefSeq, a predicted model, not a curated record